AUGAAUAAAUUAAAUGAUACUUGUUCUAUGAGUAAGCGUCUUACUUGCAAGAUUUGUGGCGAUAAGGAGGUGCAAAUGGUUUUUAUACCAUGCGGGCACGCAGUAUCUUGCGUAAGUUGCAGUCAAUCCGUAGUUAUUUGUAUUAUCUGCAGGGCGCCGAUUAAUGCUAGAGUAAAAUUUUUUCUGACUUCCAACUUUCCGGAACUAGCCGAACUCAACUGA
Psylliodes chrysocephalus is the source of this 222-nucleotide messenger RNA. Lineage: Eukaryota; Metazoa; Arthropoda; Insecta; Coleoptera; Chrysomelidae. The record is from the annotation of a GenBank genome assembly.